Messenger RNA from Heterocephalus glaber (naked mole-rat), 2035 nucleotides. NCBI's taxonomy places the organism in Eukaryota, Metazoa, Chordata, Mammalia, Rodentia, Bathyergidae. The record is from RefSeq and is a predicted model, not a curated record.
GCCAUUUUGACUGAGCAACCAUAGUGACAGGAGCCGAAGCAGCAGCUCAGGUUGUCCCCGUUCCCCCUCCCCCUUCCUGUCUCCGGUUGACUUCCCGGGCCCCCUACACUCCACAGUCCCGUUCCCACCAUGUCCCAGAAGCAAGAAGACGAAAACCCUGCGGAAGAGACCGGCGAGGAGAAGCAGCAAAAGUACUUUGACUCAGGAGACUACAACAUGGCCAAAGCCAAGAUGAAGAAUAAGCAGCUGCCAAGUGCAGGACCAGACAAGAACCUGGUGACUGGUGACCACAUCCCCACCCCACAGGAUCUGCCCCAGAGAAAGUCCUCACUCGUCACCAGCAAGCUUGCGGGUGGCCAAGUUGAAUGAUGCUGCCUGGGGCUCUGCCAGAUCCUGAGACGCUGCCCCCCUGGGUCCUGUGCUGGCUCCUGCCCCUCCCUGCUUUUGCAGCCAGGGGUCAGGAGGUGGCUUGGGUGUGGGCUGGAGAGGCAGAAGCCCCUGCCCGUUGGUGUCCCAGCGCAUGGAGCCCCUUGGGCUGAGCACCAAGACCUUGAACCCUUUUUUGUUUUACCUUUUUUUCCAAAUAACUGUUGGGAGAAAUCUCAGUGAAAUCCCAAGGGUGGGGUUGAGAGGGUGGGGUGGGAGAUUUGGGUGAAUGAGAAUUAGGAUUUAGAGAUGAUAAAAACAUCCCUGACUAUCUUCCUUCUUAACCCAGUGGUUGGUGUGGGUCGGUGGAAGAGGAGGAAGCAGAGUAGACUAGUAAGGGUUCUAAUUCAGGUAAAUGCCUGGUGUGGUUGUGGCUGGAGAGACCUGGUGUCAGUAAAAGCAACUGUUGAUCUACAUACAACAGAUGCAAACAGCUCCUCUGACUGCAGAGCAAGCUGAGAACUCAAUGUUAAUUGUCCAUAAGAAAAAAGAGUGCUGUCCUUUAAACAGAUUUGUUACGUGGGAAGGAAAGGGCAGUGAGCAUGGGGGAAAGGAACCAUGAGCGGGGAGCCCCACAGAGCCCAGGGACUUUUUCAGUAUUUGAAAUAAAAAAAAAAAAAAGACCCAUGAAAAAACCCAACCCAGAAAUACUCUGAAGCAGUUGGUGUGUUUUAUUGGGGCUUGGGAGGGGGGCUGAAAUACUGAAGACACCAUUUAGGGGAGAAGCUGGUUUGGGGCCCUGAGUUUCUAAGGAACACUGGGGCCUUUAGUUUGGGCUAUGACUGGGCUCCCCAUUUGCCCCACUUACAAGAGAGGGAGCAGGGAUGGUGGCAGUCGGACCAGGCUUUUCCUUGGCCCUGUUGGUCCUGUGUUUCUGUGGCUAUUGCAGAAGAUGCAUCGACUUCAGGUUAUAGCUCACAAAAUGAAAGAUUAAAGGUAUGUGAUCUAAAUGGUUUCUUGUCAUCUAAAGCUUAGUCCAGACCCAGCAAAAUGAAGUCCAUUCUUCAUUUUCCUUUCCAGUUUUCCUUUUCUCCACAAGUUCCCAUGUGUGUGAAGGAGAAAUGUGACCUCAUAGUGGUAAGCCGAAAAGAAACAUGUCUGUCUGCUUGUGGCCAGCAGGAGGCAGAGGAGCUUCUUUAUUCAUGAUGUCCCAGCCUGCGCUCCUGGAAGCCUGGCGCCACGGAGAGGAGUUAAAAGCUGCUUGUGAGGGCUGGGGGUGCAGCUCAGAGGUAGAGGCAAGGCCCUGAGUUCAUUGCCUAGAAUGGGGAGGUAGGGUGCAUAUUAAUGUAAUGUACAAAAGGAAGAUUACCAAAGGAAAAACAGGGCCCCUCCCUCUCCACCACCACCUGAUAGUCACAAGUAAUAGGUUGGAACUGCCUGCCCAUUUUGCCCAGCUUUGGUUAGGAGAGUUGAUCAGGUAUUUCUCCACAUGUGAUGGGCUUCUCAAGUGAUUAUGCUUCAAGGAAGUUAAACAGAUAUUCCGGAGAAAUCCCUAUUGUGUUGGGGAUAGGCAGUGCUUUCUAAACUGGAGAAAGAAUCUUGCUCUCAGUAUCUGAUUCAUUCUUUUUCUCCUUAAUCAGAAGCUUUCCAAAUAAAUUUUUCAACCACU